GAGAGGGAGAGAGUCAGAGACAGGGAGAGAGAGGGAGAGAGUCAGAGACAGGGAGAGAGAGAGAGAGAGAGGUCAGUCGUGAUGAGCGGAGGUUGACUCCUGGUGACGCAAAGAGAGACCGAGCAGGGUGAAAGGAGGAGGCAGACAGAAUGGCUGCCCGGUGCCGCAGCUCCAAAUGCACCGUAGAAAGGAACGGAUUCAAGCGGGAACUCGAUACCUGGCGGCACAAACUGAUCAACUGCGUCGGGUUCGAGAGCAUUCUGGAGGGAAUCUAUGGCCCGUUGCUGCUCAGAGACCUCAAUAUUUUUGAUGACUGUGAACCCGAGGAGCUAGAGGACUGGGCAGUGAAGGCCAGUUGUUCCUUCUGCAGCCUGCUCAUCAAUGACCAUGUCCCAGUGGCCGCCUCCCCCUCAGACGACACGCCCUCCCAAGCCCCUUCCCUCUCGGACAGCAGCCUAUCAGCUCACAGGUUCCUCCAGGCUGUGUUCCAUAAGAAAGAGCUGGUGUCCAGUGGAGACCCUAACGUCCCUCUGGUAGCCCAGGAACUGAUGAAGAGGAUGGUGAGGCAGUUUGCCAUUGAGUACGCCUCCAAGACCGCCUUACCACCACCACAGAAGGGGAAAAUGGGGUUCCGGGGGAAAACGCUGUCGGAGAUUGCAUCAGUAUCCAAGGGAACCAGAGGUUGCAUCAGUAUCCAAUGGAACCAGAGGUUGCAUCAUUUUGAACCAGAGGUUGUAUCAGUAUCCAAGGGAACCAGAGGUUGUAUCAGUAUCCAAGGGAACCAGAGGUUGCAUCAGUAUCCAAGGGAACCAGAGGUUGUGUCAGUAUCCAAGGGAACCAGAGCGGACAGUGUGCUCGACCUCUCCAAGCGGAACUCUGCCAGCUCGGCGUCCACGUCACCCACCAUUCACAAAGCCUCAGGGAGGCAGCAGCAGCGUUGGGGAGCAGCCGGGGCGUACCAGACCGAGGAACACCAUGCCCAGAGGUCCAGUGAGCUGUCUGUGGGGCUGCUGUCCAAGGCUCUGAGAGACGUGAGGUCUGGUCGUCUCCGGGAGAACAGAGCUGCCCUUCUCUACGGGAUCCCCCUUGAAAUCUUGCGCUCAGAGCUGGGGGAGGAUGUGACCUCACAGGAUGUGACCUCACAGGAUGUGGCGGGGACGUGUUACGCGUGGCCUGCAGAGGGUUUUGUCCCGGUCUCUACCCCCCAGCUCAGAGAGGAGCUUCACCUCCGUAUCCCCCAGGUCAGAUCGCGCUCCAGACCAGCUCCCCCUCUCCCUGAGCCUUGCAGCCUGGCUGAGCCCCUGCACUACCACCCCCCACCACACCAUGGCACCACCACCACUAAUAUCGCUGCCACCUCUUCCUCUCUGCUGAGACUUCACCGCUCCCUCCUGCCCUCCCUCGACCUGCCUGACCUCUCACCCCACCACCGCUGCUCCUCAUUGGACGAUCCUGAGGAAGGGGCGGAGCAUAGCGGGGAGAACAAGCAGUCCAGGAAGAAGCGCGGCUCCCCGUUGCCCCCGGUUACGGAGGAACCCCAGAGGGAAGCAGAGGAUGCUGGGAUGCCCGAUGCCCCAAGUGGGAGGAGCUCUGCUCUGGAAGCGGUACGCUCCACGUUAUGCCCCGCCCAUCGCUCUCUGCUCCAGCGAAUCCUGAGGCUCGCCCACCAGCAGCACCGUCUAUCAUUGGCCUACAGGGACGCCCAUCGCCGCCUCGUCCCGCCCCCAGACCCUCUCUGCGGCCACCUGGUGGCCAAACAACAGGACGACACUUCCUCUCCUCCUUCCUUCACUGGCUGUUGGAGCCGUAGUGGUCCGAGUGACUGGAAGACACCAGGUGGUCCAGGCUGUUGCUGCUGGCGGCCUCCUGUCUGUUUCUGCCUCCAGAGCCUCCGCUGCCUGUCCUGUCAGAGCCUGUCCCUGGGACACAUCACCACUGGGGUUCGCUCCUCCUCUUCUCUGUGCUCUUUCACGUCCUCCUCUUCUCGUUCAUCCUCCGCUCUGUGCCCUAAUCCCUCAGUGUGUCCCGUGGUCUCGGUCUGUUGCUCCAACCCCCAGCCCUGCGCCUCCUGCUGCUCAGAACACACCUACCUGGCCCCGGUCAGACACACAGACGCGGAGGUGGAGGAGGAAGCGAACAUGGACGGUAAGGAGGAAGACAAGCCACCCUCUCUUCUGCAGCAGGAGGGGGAAAAAGAGGAGGAGGCUGGGUGUGGUGGGGAGGUGGGUGAGGACAGGGAGCAGCAGGACCUGGUGGAGCGUUUCAGUGACAAACUAAAGGCAAUCAGACCCCAGGAGAAGGAUCCUCCACUCAGCUCUGCCUUAGCCAAUCACAACCUAGAGAAGGAUCCCCACCUGACGACCUCGGCCAAUCAGCACGUUGCAGAGUCCCAGGCCGACGCCCACCUGAGUGAGAUCAUCACCACCGUUCUGAACACGGGUGGCGGCAGCGACUACAGCCUAAACGACAUGUUGCAUCACCAUGACAACAACGAGAGCCAUCCACCUCGGACGCGUUCCCGGCGGCGACAGGAGGCCCUGGCUGCCAUGGCGACUUUGCCCGACCAGUCGUCCACCCGGCGCCAGACCGUGCUAAUCAAACGGGAGCUGGCCAGGCUGAACCAAUCGCUGGGCAGGAGGCUAUCGCUAGGGAAGAACAAGAGCCGCAGUGCCACGCCCUUUUCUACCUGCUCCUCACCUGAACCAACCCCUGUUAAAGCAGAGAUAGACAGAAUCACAGAGGAGGAGGGCGAGACCGGUAGAGAGAGCGGUAGAGUGAAGGAGGGAGAGAGCGGUAGAGUGAAGGAGGGAGAGACCGGUAGAGUGAACGAGGGAGAGAGCGGUAGAGUGAAGGAGGGAGAGACCGGUAGAGUGAAGGAGGGUGCGACGGAGAAGGUGACAGCAGAGGAGGCAGGUCCAGUUAGAGUCACGAAGGAUAGAGUCGGCAUGAAGGAGGAGAUGGAGAAUCCCCCAGUCCUCUCCUCUACACAACAGAGUCCCCCGCAGGAGGACCAACACAAACCAGAGAGCUGGAACAUCACCUGUCAGGACAGCAGUAGGAGUGACCUCCCUGAGAAGAGGAGAGAGGAGAAGUCACCGGGUAGUACCACCAGCGCCUGUGACCAUGGCAGUGGUCUUCCUGAGAGGAGUAGAGAGGAAGAGGAGGAGUCACCAGGUAGUACCAGCAGUGGUCUUCCUGAGAGGAGUAGAGAGGAAGAGGAGGAGUCACCGGGUAGUACCAGCAGUGGUCUUCCUGAGAGGAGUAGAGAGGAAGAGGAGGAGUCACCAGGUAGUACCAGCAGUGGUCUUCCUGAGAGGAGUAGAGAGGAAGAGGAGGAGUCACCAGGUAGUACCAGCAGUGGUCUUCCUGAGAGGAGUAGAGAGGAAGAGGAGGAGUCACCAGGUAGUACCAGCAGCGCCAGUGACCAUGGCAGUGGUCUUCCUGAGAGGAGUAGAGAGGAAGAGGAGGAGUCACCAGGUAGUACCAGCAGUGGUCUUCCUGAGAGGAGUAGAGAGGAAGAGGAGGAGUCACCAGAUAGUACCAGCAGUGGUCUUCCUGAGAGGAGUAGAGAGGAAGAGGAGGAGACAGCAGGCAGCAGCAAGGACAGUAGCAGAGUGUCAGCCAGGAAUAGCCCUUCCCACCCCUGCAGAACCAGGAGAGGCAGCAAGUCCCAGCCAGGCUGCAGCAGCCAGGUGGUGGUGGGGAGGAGCAGCGAGGCUGGGAGGUCCAGGAGGAGCAUCGUCCCUCCCCAGCGGUUCUCCUCCUACGUCACAGAGCCCAGGAUGAUGUAUUCUGCUGCCUGUUUCUCAGAGAGGAUCAUCUCCGCCCAGAGGACGCCAAAGGAUCGGCAACCACUCAAUGCCCCCAACACCAAUCGCACAGACUCCCCGUCCUCGGCCACAGACACGGCUGAGGGGUUGGGCGAAGCAAGAGAAGAGGAAUUACCGCUAGCAUCCAGUCCUGAGGAUGUCAGUCAGGAGAGGAUGGGAGGCAGAGGCUGUAGAUCAACAGCAAGAGGUCAGAGUUCAGACCGUGAGUCACAGAGACGAGGUCAGGUGAUUCCCGUCACUGCAGCUUCCUCUGAGCAGCAGAGUCCCCUUAAACAGCGCUCCCAGAACAGGGCAGACGUGAGGCUCAGAGCAGCCAAACCUUUUGGGCGCUUACGCUCCUCCCACUCUGCCCAACAGUCCCAACCAGCGAGCCCUCAGACAGCCUCCAGGCCAGAGGUCCCCACAGGGCAGCCUCAGUACAUCAGCCCCAUCAAGCUGAUGUUUGUGUCUGCAGUAGUGGGUGAGGAGGGGGUGAGGUACACCCUGAAGGCGGCUGCACCAGGAUCCAGCUGGCAUGGACAGGAGACCUUUGACCCCUGUGAGGAGUCAUCGUGGGCUGGAAGUCCAGAGAAGUCCCCAGAGAAGACCAGGAGUACCCUCCAGACCAGGAGUCCACCGAAGACCAGGAGUCCACCGAAGACCAGGAGUCCCCUCCAGACCAGGAGUCCCCUCCAGACCAGGAGUCCCCUCCAGACCAGGAGUCCACCGAAGACCAGGAGUCCCCUCCAGACCAGGAGUCCACCCCAGACCAGGAUUCCACCGAAGACCAGGAUUCCCCUCCAGACCAGGAGUCCACCCCAGACCAGGAGUCCACCCAAGAACACCAUAUCGUCAUCACCAAAGCUGUGUGGAACGACGAGAGGAGGAGAGGGGGGUAGCCCGCCAAAACGGUCUCCUGGGUUCCAGAACGGAGACGGCUCGCCUCCUUUUCGUGAAACCACCCCCACAAAGAGACGUCCGGGACGUCCCAAGAAACUGGGCCCCCAGCUGGAGAAGAGGGCCAAGAGGCCGAUUGGCCGCCCGCCCAAGCAAAGGGGUGUAGAGCCGAGCUGUGGCUCCAGGCAGGGUGGUCAGGACCGGUCCAGUGGAGUUCCCUUAGGCUGCAGCACCGGGGAGGAGGGCAACGAGGAGAGAGACCCAGCCAACAGGAACCUGAAGAUCACCGUGGUGUACGGACGCUCCCACAGGACCAAGAGGACAGUGUCGGAGGAGGCUGCUUGUCUCCAGGCUACAGAGCAGCUGAUGGAUCUGAACUUCGUCAGACCGGUGAAGGAGAAGAGGUUCGCUCCCCACGCCAGCAGCAACAUUAUCAAGUGCCAGAAGCUGCAGUGUACCGCGGCCAUGCGUCGUCCAGGGAGACCCGCCAAGGUCAAGAUCUCCGGAAUCUCCGUUACCGUCACCACCACAUCGCCGGGGAAACGCAAGAUCCACAUGAACCGGGACACAGCCAGGAAAUCUCCGGAGAAGCUCUGUCAGCGGAAAGCCCUCCUUCCUGAACCCCAGCCUUCCAAAGAGCCCAGGAAAAUCAGCAGCACGCCAACUAGCGAGGACGCCACUCUGAUGCAGAUAGAGAGAACGACAGAGUCCAAGGAUGGAGCGAGGGAGCGACAGACCCAGACUCCUCCUGUGUUGGCGGUGCGUCACUCUGUGAGGGUGAGGAAGCCUUCAGUGUACCUGCUUCACUCUGUAGCCACCUCCACCUCUAGGUCCCUGAGCCACAGUACCGCCCUGCUGCGCCGAUCCAGACAGCUACUGAUCAACAGGGCCAGCAGCAAGGGCAGCCAUCGCAAGAGGAAGGAGGAGGGAAGAGAGGACACCCCAGGGCAGGAGGAGCUGCUCUCCGGGAGGGAGGAGAGGAGGAGCGAGGGAAGAGGAGGGGUGUUGUGUGAGGACCUGAGCCAGGUAGCAGGGGUUUCGGUAGACUCCAUUUUCCCAGCCAGCUCCAGCGAGGCGUUGAGGUGGUGGCCCAUCUCCUCCGACCAGGACAGCCUGAACCAAGAGCUGGCUCGCAGGAUCCGCCUCAUAUCCCAAAGCUGGGUCGCUGCCGCUACCACCCACACCACCAGGACGGGGACGAUCAUGUCCGCCAAGCAGAGACUCGACGACGACUCUUUGUCCUCCUGGAAGCCAGAGGUUGGGUCGGCAGUGCGGCUGCUGUUUGACCGGCGCUGCAGCGUGGAGAGGCUGGCCUCCUGGUUCAUGCAGACCACUGAGACUCAGUCUCUGGGCAUUGUAAAGAAGACCAGCUCCCGAAACCCCUAUGAGCUCCUGCACUACCCCCGGAACACCAGCAGGGAGAGCGUCUUUCCCAGCCCACAAACCAUGCGACUACGCAAACACAUCAAGAAGUUUGCCAAAGCUGUGCCGAAGAGCCCCGCCCAGCUCCGUCUGGCCCAGGAACGGCUCCGACGUGGAAGAGAGCUGAAUGCCAGGCGGCGUCUGUUCACUACCAGGCCGGCGUCUGGCGGGCUGCGUCUCAGAGCUCCUUGGAGGAAGGUCAGGGCCCUCGGGACAUACAGAACCACUCUGCUCAGAGUAAGAGAAAAGUUCCUCACCUGGACCCUCAGAGCCAAGCAGCCCAACAGGCUGAUCUGGAGGAGAAGCCUGGUGGAGGAAGGCAACUCACCUCACCAGGUCUGGCCUUCUGCCCAGCCCAGGGAAGAGCUCACCAGGUCUCCACAUCACCACUGUCUACCUGCCUCCUCAGAGACCAGUCAUCCCUGCAGCCCCAACCGGCUGACAGGCCUCACCAAACAGCAGCGUCUCAGCUCUAAAGCCUGGAGUCCAGAGAGACUGAAGGAGUGUUGCGUGUUCCUCAAGAAGAUCAACUCCCCCGACACAGAGUCCACCGUUGAGAAGGAGUGGGAUGUCUGCACCGUCAAUCUAGAUGACACAUACUGCCCCGACGAGACCAGACAGGAGGAGAGGGGCGGAGAGGACGACAAAGCUGUGAAAACGGAGAGAAGGAAGAGGAGAGUUCCCUGGAACGAGUCUAGUGGCUCGCCGCAGGAGGUGAUGGUUCAGGAGCACAACCAGGUCCGAGCCGGGAACAGGAGAGGCAAACAGAAACAUUCAGGGAAGGCCACGAGCCAAUCACCGACCACGCCGCCAGCGAAAGCCACGAGCCAACCUGACCCCGCCGCCAGCGAAAGCCGCGAGCCAAUCACCGACCCCGCCGCCAGCGGAAGCCGCGAGCCAAUCACCGACCCCGCCGCCAGCGGAAGCCACGAGCCAAUCACCGACCCCGCCGCCAGCGGAAGCCACGAGCCAAUCACCGACCCCGCCGCCAGCGAAGCCACGAGCCAAUCACCGACCCCGCCGCCAGCGGAAGCCACGAGCCAAUCACCGACCCCGCCGCCAACGAAAGUCAUGAGAAAAUCGCGUGGGAGGGGCCUGACCGGGCCGCGGUGGCGUGACUUUAUACUGGGAACCUGACUGUCCUCCGUCCCGUCUCCACGGCGACUGUGUUGUAACUGUAUUGGCGGGACGCUCCUCCCUCCGUCUCCACGGUGACUGCGUGUAAACAACUCGGUGCCUUCAGACUGCCCCUUGGCAUUAUGUAGCAGAAGGAAAAGUUUAACCAGAAGAAGCUUACCAUUGCACUAUUUUUUAAACUAUUCAGCCCCCCCCCCCCCCCCCCCCACACACACACACACACACACAGCCUGCUUUUAAAAAACCAAACUGUGUAUAUGUUUGUACAGAAUGUUUUUAAAACUUUGACACACCUUUCUUCUGCCUUGUCUGAUACAACUACCAACCCAUCAAGUUCUGUUGUAAUGAGCCUGGAGGCCUGUUUGGGCGAGUACACAUUCAAACACUGCGUCUACAAUGGCACCCUAUUCCCUAUAUAGUGCACUACUUUAGACCACAGCCCUAUGACACCCUAUUCCCUAUAUAUAGGGCACUAUUUUAGACCAGGGCCAUAUAAUGUUCAGGUAUAAAGUAGUGCACUAUAUAGGGAAUAGGGUGCCAUAGGGCUGUGGUAUAAAGUAGUGCACUAUAUAGGGAAUAGGGUUCCCUUUGGGUCUGAUUCUCUCCUCCAUGAUGUGUGCACUUCCCCUCAUGGAUUUAUAAACAUUAUAGAUGUAAAACAUCAGUUUGGGAGGGAGGGAGUUUCACCUUCAGCUUGGGAGGGAGGGAGUUUCACCUUCAGCUUGGGAGAGAGUUUCACCUUCACCUUGGGAGG
This is a messenger RNA of Oncorhynchus gorbuscha (pink salmon), 8019 nucleotides long. RefSeq lists its product as uncharacterized. Gene Ontology annotation, biological process: regulation of transcription by RNA polymerase II. The record is from RefSeq and is a predicted model, not a curated record. NCBI's taxonomy places the organism in Eukaryota, Metazoa, Chordata, Actinopteri, Salmoniformes, Salmonidae. Gene Ontology annotation, cellular component: nucleus. The transcript has 14 exons. The coding region runs from base 150 to 7265 and encodes 2371 amino acids.